AUGGAUCCCGCCGGCCGGUGGCAGAAUCUGCCCAGCGGGCCUAGCCUAAAGCACUUAACUGACCCGUCUUACGGGGUCCCGCGGGAACAGCAAAAGCCAGCGUUGCAGGAACUGACUCGGGCUCAUGUUGAGUCCUUCGACUACGCUGUGCGCGAGGGGCUCAGCCACGCAGUGCAGGGAUACCAACUCUGUACUGGAGAAGAAAUGAGUAAAGAAAAUUGCAUUGUGGAUAACAUCAAAGUGUGUAGUAAUGACACUGGCAGUGGGAAGUUCAAGUGUAUUUGCAUCACGAUGAGAGUCCCUCGGAACCCAACUAUCGGAGAUAAAUUCGCUAGUCGCCACGGGCAGAAGGGCAUCUUGAGCAGGUUGUGGCCAGUUGAGGACAUGCCUUUCACCGAGAGCGGGAUGGUCCCAGACAUCCUGUUCAAUCCUCACGGUUUUCCCUCCCGCAUGACCAUCGGGAUGUUAAUUGAAAGUAUGGCAGGGAAGUCUGCUGCUCUGCAUGGUCUCUGCCAUGAUGCGACACCCUUCACCUUUUCAGAGGAGAACUCGGCCUUAGAGUACUUCGGCGAGCUGUUAAAAGCCGCUGGCUACAACUUCUAUGGCACCGAGAGGUUGUAUAGUGGCAUCAGUGGGAUAGAACUGGAAGCAGACAUUUUCAUAGGCGUGGUUUAUUACCAGCGUUUACGCCACAUGGUUUCAGACAAAUUCCAGGUUAGAACCACGGGAGCCAGAGACAAAGUCACGAACCAGCCUAUUGGGGGAAGAAAUGUCCAGGGUGGAAUCCGUUUUGGGGAAAUGGAGCGCGAUGCUCUUUUAGCUCAUGGUACAUCUUUUCUCCUUCAUGACCGCCUCUUCAACUGUUCGGAUCGCUCAGUAGCCCAUGUGUGCGUGAAGUGUGGUAGUUUACUCUCUCCGCUGCUGGAGAAGCCACCCCCUUCUUGGUCUGCCACACGCAACAGAAAAUACAACUGUGCUUUGUGUGAUCGCAGCGACACCAUCGACACUGUUUCUGUGCCUUACGUUUUCCGGUAUUUUGUAGCGGAACUGGCAGCUAUGAACAUCAAGGUGAAACUGGACGUCAUUUAACUUGAUGUGGCCUUUUGGGUUAGGAGAACUCUCAGAUUAAAACCAAAUAUACCUUGAGCUCAGUGAAGAUAUGACUUGGUUACUCUGGAGUGUUUUUCAAGGGUGUUCAAGUUUCCCACCGAGACCUAGCAACUAAGAAUUCAGGAUUUCUGAGUCUGACCAGUAUGGUAACUACUGAAGUUGAUUUUCAGUAUAUUUGUUAAAAAAUUCCACAAGUAUCUUCUUUAAAAAUGAUACACUGAUAGAAGGAUAUAUAGGGAAGUCUUUCCAACCCCAGGGUCUUUGUACCCUACUUUCAGUGGGCAGUGACCAUCGAACAUUGCUCCAUCUAGAACCGAGCAAUCCAGUACAAAUACCAUGCAAGUCACAUAUGUAAUUUUAUAUUUGCUUAUAUCCACAUUAAAGUAAAAACCAAAGGUAGCUCUAUUGAAGUGUAAUUGUUACACAAAACUGUGCAUAGUUAACGUGUACAAUUUGAUGGGUUUGAGCAUACGCAUACACCUGUGAAAUGAUCACCACAAUCGAGGUAAUAAACAUCACCCUCCAAAAGA
Messenger RNA from Leptonychotes weddellii (Weddell seal), 1640 nucleotides. NCBI's taxonomy places the organism in Eukaryota, Metazoa, Chordata, Mammalia, Carnivora, Phocidae. The record is from RefSeq and is a predicted model, not a curated record.